AUGCCGAUCAACAGAGACCCAUCAACGCCUCCGCCUGUAAUCGGAAAAAUCGGGCCUUACACUGUCUUCAUGACUCCUCCUGCGACCCCAAAACCACCAGAAUCUCCCGCCGCCGUGUCUCAAAAGCCCAUCGUUCCACCGCCGGUUCUUCCUCCGCCGCAGCAGUUUAAGUCGGUGGCUUCCUCUGAGCACGAAGGCUCAGUUUUGGGGUUCUUCAGAAACGCCGUCACAAAGGUUCAAACUGCACAUUCAAGCGUGGAUGACCAUUUGGUGAGAUGGUUUGGAUUAAACCAAUCAAAGUAUCAGUGGGCUUUGGAUGAGUACUAUGAAGGCAAAGGAUCUGAAAUGAAGAGCGUCAAGGCAAAGGAGAUGCCAGGAAAAGUACAGAGUGUAUAA
This is a messenger RNA of Microthlaspi erraticum, 396 nucleotides long. The record is from the annotation of a GenBank genome assembly. NCBI's taxonomy places the organism in Eukaryota, Viridiplantae, Streptophyta, Magnoliopsida, Brassicales, Brassicaceae.